AUGAGCGAGUCGGAUGAAAGCCCUUUGCUUGCUGAGGAUUCCAUUGUCCAGUUCCACACCAAAAGUCGAGUUAAGUCACAGACAAAGUGGAACUCAACAAAGGUUACUUUCAGCAAAGGUGUAAGAGGGGACCAUACAAGCAGAGAUGAGCUAGAAAACAGUGCUCCUGAUUUUUUCGGGAACAGCUAUAAUGCAAAAGUCAAGACAAGUAACUAUUUUUCUUACUUUGGAUUUGCUUCACUCACAAUUAUAAUAACUAUACUUAUUGUACUUCUUCUACUAACUUAUGAACUUAAGCUAAACUGCUCACAACAUGCAAAUAAAGGGAUAAGAGCAGAAAAGAGAUACCAUGCUGAUGCGAUCAAAUUCCUAGUAGCCUCUGAUUUACAUUAUGAUACAUUCUAUGAUGAGAGUGUAUCAGAGGAAAAUACUUUAUGCCGUAAGCUUGGUAAUUAUAAUAGCGCAAAGUUCAAUGCAACACUUGGAAGAGUAGGAUGCGAUUCACCAAUGUCACUUAUGACCAGCUGGCUGAAGCAUAUGAAGAGUACGCAUGAGAAGAACCCAGCUGACUUCUUGCUCAUAACAGGUGACUUCAAUGCGCAUCGAACAGAUGAAUCAUAUUUCCCACACGGCUCUGGGCGGCAAAGACUUCUCAGUAGUAUCAAAUCUAUUACACUGGAGAUCCACAAUGCAUUUCCAGACCUUCCAGUCUUCCCACUCUUUGGCAACAAUGACUUUCAGCCGCACAACACUUUGCCCUCUAAUGAGCAGGAUCAAUUUUACAGCCAGGCAUUGGAUUUAUUUCUUCCCAUGAUACUGUGUGAUAAAUGUUCUCCUGAUCGAAAUCGUCCAACAACGCAGCAAGAAUUAAGAGAGACGUUUGUGAAUGGCGGGUAUUACAAAGUGGAUAUUGCAGGUGGUCGAAUGGUACUUCUCGCAUUGAACAGCAUGUAUUGGUAUGUGGACGCGCAUUCUGAUUCUGAAUCUGACUCAACAUAUAUCCAGACGAAGGCGGCACAGCAAUUCAACUGGUUGGAAGGACAACUGGAACAAGCAAAACAGCAGGGCAAGAAAGUCAUUAUUACCAGCCACGUCCCUCUCGGGAUCGAUUCGUACAGCAACAAGCCUCUAUGGCUGGAUGACGCUACUCGUCGUUUCACAGAGCUGGUUGCCGGUCGCUACCACGAGGUUGUCGCAGCUCAGUUAUACGGACACGUGCAUAGGGAUGACAUCAGACUACAGGCCAUCCAAGGAGACGAGGAAUCUGUUAAUCGCUCAUUCGCCUUGCUCACGCCAUCCGUCUCUCCCAUAUUUGCCAAUAACCCGUCAUACCGCCAGUUCUACCUCCAUCCAGAUAAACUGGUUUUGUUGGAUUACGAUCAAUACUUCAUGGACAUUGUCAUGGCAACACAGUUCCAAUCCGCUCAAUGGCAACUGGAUUAUCGAUUUAGUAAGCGUUAUCCAUCCACAUCUGAACAAAUCGACGCCACAAGACUUAACGAGCUGAACCAAAACCUUCUAAACCAGACCAGCAAAGAGGCAUGGGUGAGGUACGCGUUUGGUCGAGCGGUAAACUACCAGACGUCGAGCUAUUCCCGCUUCAAUCUGUACUGCUGCAUGCGGUUUGUCGAGAAGGCAGAGUACGAGGCGUGCACAACCAAGUAUUAUGUACCAGGGGGUUGAUAAUAACCGGUCAUUUGGUCAGGCCCAAGUAUUAUGUACCAGGGGUAUGAUAAUAACCGGUCAUUUGGACAGCCCAAAUAUUAUGUACCAGGGAGUUGAUAAUAACCAUCUUUGGUCAUGAGAUUUGUAACACAAAGUCGGACCCAAGUAUUAUGUACCAGGGGGGUGAUAAUAACCAGUCAUUUGGUUCGGCCCAAGUGUAAUAUACGAAGGGGCUGAGAGUAACCAUCUUUGUUCAUGAAAUGUAUAACACAAAGUCGGACCCAAGUAUUAUUUACCAUGCUGAGAGUGGCCAUCUUUGGUCAUGAAAAUUAUGACACAAUAUCGGACCCAAAUAUUAUGUACCGAGGGGCUGACAGGAGCGUUCUUAGGGUGUGCAGAGAGGGGGAGAAGUGCGCAAAUAAUAGGCUUCAUAUGGAAUAAGGAUAGCAUCCGGAGGGGAGAAGCGUUCGCACCUCCUUGUACAUGCAUGCUGAGAAUAACUAUCUUUCUAUAUGAGGUUUAUAACACAAUUCCCCCACCCUCCACCACCCAAUAAACAAUGACUGUUUCCCUGAAGGCCGGUAGAAUAGGUAAAUUGCUUGUUUAUUUAUUGGUUCGUCAUCAAAAUUAAAUUAAUUUUAUAGAAUACAAUAAGUUUUAUAAAGAUUAUUUAGCUAGUUCAAACAAUAUUUUUGUUUAGUAAUGUCUGUAUUUAUAUGUUUUCUCAAACACUUAAUGUGCUCAUGGUAUGCAGAAUAAUAAUUUAGAAAUAUAGUUUUAAAUUAUACCUUUGGGAAUAGCUUAGUACAACAUUGAAUUCUUUUUGUCUGACAUGUCUACAAUAAAUGCACGAGAGAACGUAAAUUAAAUUGCAAAUGCAUUCAA
Nematostella vectensis (starlet sea anemone) is the source of this 2550-nucleotide messenger RNA. Its product is annotated as acid sphingomyelinase-like phosphodiesterase 3a. The coding region runs from base 1 to 1683 and encodes 560 amino acids. Gene Ontology annotation, molecular function: hydrolase activity. The record is from RefSeq and is a predicted model, not a curated record. The transcript has 8 exons. NCBI's taxonomy places the organism in Eukaryota, Metazoa, Cnidaria, Anthozoa, Actiniaria, Edwardsiidae.